This is a messenger RNA of Dimorphilus gyrociliatus, 2012 nucleotides long. Lineage: Eukaryota; Metazoa; Annelida; Polychaeta; Dinophilidae. The record is from the annotation of a GenBank genome assembly.
UAUUUUGAUUAUUAGAAAUUAUAAACAAAACUUGAUUUCUACGAAAAUGAUGAUAAAUGAUUCAAAAAAUCAAUUAAACUAUUACAGCAAUAAGUUAAGUAAGAAUUUAUACCUAACUUACCUCUUUCUUUUACUGUAUAAUGUAAAAAGUUUUUAUCAUAUAGCAGUGUAAAACUUCUUUUAUGACAAUUCUUUCACGCUUCUUAAAACGUUGUAUUAAAACUCUGGACAGUAACGACUAGUGACUUGAAAAAAGUGAUAGAAGUUCACGUUCUUAAUUAUAUGUUGUAUAUCGUAUCAUUAAUAUUUUCAGUAUAUAUACAAUCUAAUAUAUAUAAUCUGCUUAAUGAUAGAGAAAAAAACUCGUGCAAACUAAUUUUCAAUAGUAUUUAAGUAUUUAAGGUAUUGGUCUUUACAGAUCCUAGGUAGUAGCUCUUCCUAUUUAAAAUAAAUUUUGCUGUUAAAUAGAGCUAUACAAAUUCCACGCGCAACAUGAAUCAUUAACCUAUCUAUCGAUUAACUGGCUGAAAACAUUUGCUGUUGCUAUAUAUGAAGACUUUGCUCAAAUGACAAUGUUCAGUUGGAAACUUUUCCGCUUUAAACGAAGUUUUCUGCGCUUUGAUCAACUAGUUUAACAGCUUUUCUUUUGAAUUACAUUGAAUAUUUUGUUUCUGUGAAUUCUAAAUAGAAAUAUGUCAAUGUCAACAGCAAGUAUCUUCAAUAGAAAGGCACGGAUUAUCCUCUGUGCUAUAAUUAUGCUUUUACUUUUUAUGUUUUUAUUUAAAAACAUGGAUUAUACCUUAUUCUCAAAUAGAUUUAACAUAUAUCUUCAAAUGAAAAAUGGAACUGUUUAUCGUGUUAAAUUCCUUGAUAUACCUGCUUCUAAACAAAUAAAACCUCAAACUCUUGACAAUAAACCAAGAUCUGUUACGACGAUGACUAAUCUUGCCACAGAUUUCAACAAGAAACUUAGCUUUUUAGGGAAUUUAACAUAUUCAAAAGGAAAUGUUCAAGUUUAUAAUCUAUCUCUGCCUAACAACGACAGGUUUAAAUGCGUUAGUUUAAGACAAGGAAAGAAUACACCAAUUUGUUUGUAUGAUACGAAAGUGGAUUUACAUGUAUCUGGUUCUUUAGCGAGGACUGGUUCUUGGGAGGCUGGAUACCUAAAUCAAGUGAAAUCCUUUCUUAUGCAAAGACCAAAGGCCGGUUUAAUAGAUUUGGGAACAAACUUGGGCGUUUAUACAUUGUUUAUUAGUAAAACGCUUCAACGUCCUGUUCUUUCUGUUGAACCCUAUUAUCCAACCAUUAGAAGAUUGCAUAAAUCAAUUAAAUUAGGAAAAUUAGAAAAAUUUGUGACACUAGUUGUAAAUCCAAUAACAGAUACUCGAGAAACGGUUUAUUUUAGACGAAGUUCAAACAAUCAGGGUGACACCAGAAUCUCUCAAUCAAAGACCAACGAUCGCGGACUUGGACCAAACUCGAGUCACUCAAUACUUAUGGAUGAUCUAAGUGAUGUAGCCAAUUUUACUGAAGCUGUUAUGAAAGUAGAUAUUCAAGGAUAUGAAAUGAAAGCAUUUUCACAUUCAAAACGCUUUUUAGACAAAGUGAAGAUAUUCGCCAUAUUUAUUGAAUGGGAGUUCUAUAGAAAUUCUAAAGCACAUCCUCUCGUGCCUGGCUUUUUGGAGGAGAUGAAAGCCAGAGGAUUAAAACCCUACUCACCAGGACGAAUACCUCUCGCUUUGACUCAAUGGAGAAAGUGGCCGUUCGAUGUCGUGUUCAAAUCAGACGAAGUCAAAUGGUAGUAAUCACAAGCCAUUCAGCCUUUUAUUUACACAUCUUAACCAUAUUAUUGUUGAAGAUUAUCAGUUGUUAUAAAGCAAACAUGAUAAAAUAACCACAUUAAAAGAAAAAAGAAAUUAAUUCCUAUUUUAAUUCAUAAAUUAACCUGCUUUUUAACUCUUUAAAUUGUUCAUAAAUAAUUUUUAAAAUGUUGUGUUAAAUUUCAAUAAAGA